AUGACACAAAAUAAUCCAACGAAAACACUCACAACGCAUGUUUUGGAUGUUGCAAAUGGUCGACCAGCUGUUGGUGUUCCAUGUCAUGCAGAAAAAUAUGAUUUAGAUAAGUGGCAAUCUUUUCCAAUGACAACCACAAACUCUGAUGGACGUGCAUUGAAUCUCAUUCCACCUUUUGAUUGGACACCUGGUCAUUAUCGUUUAGUAUUUGAAACUGGUAAAUAUUUUCCAGAUGGUUUUUAUCCUGUAGUCACCAUCGAAUUUUGUGUCAAAGAUAGUGCUCAUUAUCACGUACCCUUAUUAUUAAGUCCGUUUGGUUAUACAACAUAUCGAGGGAGUUAA
This is a messenger RNA of Didymodactylos carnosus, 342 nucleotides long. The record is from the annotation of a GenBank genome assembly. NCBI's taxonomy places the organism in Eukaryota, Metazoa, Rotifera, Eurotatoria, Philodinida, Philodinidae.